Messenger RNA from Drosophila busckii, 1827 nucleotides. RefSeq lists its product as uncharacterized. Gene Ontology annotation, cellular component: autophagosome; nucleus. NCBI's taxonomy places the organism in Eukaryota, Metazoa, Arthropoda, Insecta, Diptera, Drosophilidae. The transcript is spliced from 5 exons. The record is from RefSeq and is a predicted model, not a curated record. Bases 554 to 1768 code for a protein of 404 amino acids. Gene Ontology annotation, biological process: positive regulation of DNA-templated transcription; autophagosome assembly.
ACUGGAGCCCUCUGCCUUCAUUCGCUCGUCGUCAGUCGUUGUUAGCAUACGUCACGGAGUUUGUGUUGUGUUUUAUUUACUCUUGCAUCCAUUACUUCACACUCUUGCACACAAACACAAACAGAAACACACACACACAAAGACAAACACUCUACUCUCUCUCACCCCUGUGAGCAGCCUAAAUAAAACAAAAAACAAACACAACAGUGCGUUGAAAUUUAUAAAACUAAAAACAUUUAUAAAUACUUUUGUGCAAAAAGCUAAAGUUUGUGGUACUAUUCUGGAUCAAUAAAAGCUAAGCAGCAAUUACAAAUCCAACGCUGAACGACAAAGACGAACACACAAGCGUACAAAACAAAAAGGAAAAAUAAAAGACUGACAACUAAAUAAAGCAUAUAAAACAUAUAAUAUACACACACACACACACACACCGAGCAAUCUCCAAAUAUAUAUAGCUUGAUCUCAAAACUCAAACGAUAAGCAAUAAGCAUAGCAAUCAAUCGAACAAUCGUUCAAUCGAAGCAGCGCCGCAGCCUUUGAAUUCAUUUGUAUAAUGCUUAGCAGUCUCGCAACGUUUCUAUUUGGAGCGCAGCAAGCAACUGAUACAAGUGAAGCGAACGCAGCUCAGCAGUCCAACGCCAAGUCGAACCAGGAGCCUGCCCAGGAGCCAACAGCGGGCGAUGUAAUUGAAGUGACCUCAUCGACGCCUUCGGUGGCAGGCAACAGCCGCGGCACAGUGCAGCGUGGCAAGCGUGCUGCGGGCAAGAACAAGCGUGGCAAGGCCAAUAAGCAACGCAGCAGCAGCAGCAGCGGCAGCAACAAGCAGCAGCCGAAUCUAAGCAAGCUGCUCAGCCCCAAUCAGGAGGAAGACUUUGACGAGGACGAAUGGUAUAUUGUAGAGAAGCAAGACGAGGAGGAUGGCGAGUCGGACUCGCUGCCACGCAGCGACUCCGAGGAGGAGCUCUCUGUGGGCGAGCUGCUGCCCAAGCCGAAUGUUGCUGCCAUUGCGGCAGCUGCAGCAGCAGCCGCGCGACGUCGCCAGCAUGUCAAUACGCAUUCCCUGUACAGCGGACCGCGGCCGCAGCAGCAGCGCAACUAUUUGCAGCGCACGCGUGCCGCCGCACGCCCGCUGAGCAUCAGCACCCUAAGCCCGCCCAGAAGUGUGCACGCCGCCGCUGGCGACUCUGACACGACUGGUCUGCUGAUCAGUCAGUCGCUCUAUGCGCCGUCACUAUCGCCCACGGGCAGCGAGCUGGCAGCUGGCGCUGGAGCGGGCGCUUUGAUGGAGGAGUCCUGGUACGUAACACCGCCACCAUGCUUCACCUCGAUUGGGCCAAUCAAUAUGGAAGCAUCACCUUUUGAGAAUCUAUUGAUUGAGCAUCCAAGCAUGUCUGUUUAUCACAGUAUUAGAAGCAGCCAGGCAGGCACCGAAAGCUUUGUAAAUCUUGAUCUCGCGGCAGCAGAGGCCACUGAGUCCGCCGCCGCUGUCGCCACGCCCCAGGCAGCAACUGUCGCCGUCUCGCAGUCGCAGCGUUCGCAUAGCGCGCGCUAUGAUCGUCAUGCAGCUGCCGAGCUGAAGCAGCAGACGCUGGCACGUCAGAGCCAGAAGAGCAACACCAAGAAGCAGCAGCAGCAGCUCGGCCGCAGCGCCAUUAAGCGUGGCAACAAGGUGCGCGACGCUCAGGCUAAAGGUCAACGUCCGCGCCGCUCCGAUAUGCAGCACUGCAAGCUCGUCAGCGGUGCCAACAACAAUCGCAAGUGCUGCUAACUGAUCGGAGCAACAACAGCAACAGCAACAGCAACAGCAACAUAUGCAAACAAUCAAGG